GUGAGGGUCAUCGUUUUGGUCGUCUGCGAGAACGACAGAAGGAAAAAAACUGUAAAUUCCUGGAUUCACAAUAGAAUUAACUGUAUCUAUAAAUCUAGAUCUAAUCUAGAUCUAUAAAUUAGAAGAUCAGAAAGUGAGAUCACGAUUGCUAAAAAAUAGCCAUUAAUAAUCAUUGAGGAAUCUUCCCAAAGAGCUACGUCAUUUUUGCAAAACUGCAUCAUAAAAUUCGAGUAAAGACAUAAGACUAUCUGCUGAUGCAUGGCCUGAGAAAAAUGGCUCCAUCUCAGGCUCUACCAAUAAUAAAGGGCCCAAGAGCAGGCACUGACAAAGAAGAUGCAGCAGCGAUUUCCAGUUCACUUGAGACACAUUUGACGUCCCUUCAAAAUGCAGAGAAUGAUCAAUCUAUUCUAAAAUUACUCACAGAUGAUACAUUAAAUAUGGUUUCAGAUGUGCUGAGUAUUCUGCCUAAGUUAAAUUUGCAUGAUGGAGUAGAACAAAUAAUUUGUAAAUUGACUGAUAUUUUUAUGAUAGCCAAUGAUGCAGGAAAAGAAGCUAAGAAAUGUAUUGUGUCAACUGUCACCGAAAAAUGCAUUGAUCUAAUAAUUAAUCAAUCAUUUUGGUUAAUGCAUAAAAUUGAGAUUUUAAAAAGUAUCAAUGCUGUGUUAGAGAAUUGUCCAGUUGCAACUAAGCAAGAAUUGUUGCCUAAAGCAGAAAUCAUUAACAAGCUAUCAUUAAUGUGUAGUUGCAUUUACGACAUAGGGGAUUAUGAACUUCAAGUUUGCAUCAUUGAGUUUCUCUUUCGACUUAUACCAAAAAGUAUGAGAGCUGAUUAUACUAGGAACAUGAUUAAUAACUAUACAGUUUAUACAGAAUUUCUGAAUAUUCGAGAUAAUAAAUUUGAAACUGAUUGUAGAUAUUUCCUAAACAAAAUCAAUGAACAAAACUUUCAUGUGUCGACCAGAGUUUACUCUUUUCCGGCAGAGUUUGUGAAAAUUGAUGGAGAAAAGAUAUACAAACCAUCUGAUGAAGGAUAUAAUGAAUUUUGGGUUGAUUUUAAUACUGGUAGUAAGAGAAUAGGAAUAUUUUGUGAACCCAACUUUUUGUCAAGUCAGCAAAGCCAAGAGGAAGAACUCUGGGAAACCAUUUCAGUUAGGGCUCAAGAUGUUAAACGAUAUACUUGCACAGUGCAAAAUAAAUUGGUUAGAACAGACAUUGAAAUUCUGCCUGGUGCUCAACUACUUGGAAAUAAAAGUGAUGGUCAGUGUCAUCUAGUUGUUAUAGCUGUUUCUCAGAAUUUUAAUUUAGAAAAAGCUCUGGAGGAAACGUUGAAACCUAACAAGAAAACAUCAUCUGUUGCUAAUCCCAUUUGCGUUGUAUUGAAAGGCAGUUUAAACCCCAGUAGGACAGUUGAAACAAAAGAAUCAAAUGCUAAUUCUUGUCAUAAAGAAGUUAAAAAAGUUACUCUCAAUUCAAAAUCUAAAACAUCUGUCCCUUCAGAACCGAUGACAACACCUGCCAGUUCAGUGAUUACUUCUGAAGUAGAUGAAGCUUUUUCAUGGAACCAAAUGCAGCAAAAUAUUAGUGCAGCUAAUUUCAAGAAUCCUACCAGUCAUAAGCUCCGGAAAACUGAAGAGACAUUGAAGCAUGAUGAAGCAUUGGCUAAUGUUGUUAAACAAAAAGUUGAUGAUGCAGGAAAUCAAUCAUUUGAUUUACCCAGCAAAACAGUUGACAGCAACAGAAGAUUAAACAUAGAGAAAGGUUCUGAUCUUAAUUCCAAUACAGUUAAGACUCAGGCAAAAGUUAGAGCUAGUGAAAAAUGCACUGAUAUGAGAGAACACAAUUUAGAUGCAAGAGCAAGUGAUGCAUGUGUAGAUGUUGCACUUACUAUCUCUCCACUUAAGGAGGGAGGUGACAAUAACUUAUCUUCACAGAAUUUUCUAAAAGAUAAAAUUUUGCAGCCAAGUGAUGAAACCAAAUUGAAUAGUAAAAAGAAAUCAAAUGGAAAAAUAAAUAAAAAGGGAAACAAUAUGCCAGAAAAAAAGCAUGAGAAAUCUGAAGAUCUUGAGAAAAGAAAAGUUGUGAAUUCUUCUAACCCAAGAGUGCGUUCCAAAAGAGGUUCUGGAAAAACAGUCGGUGAACAGGUUCCUACCACACCCACAAAAACGUUAAGAUCAGGAAAGAAAAUAAAAACUCCUAUUGUUUUUAUUCAAGACCUCCAAAAGAUUUCAGAUAAAGUUCCAGAUACUAUUCCUGCAAGUUUAAAACAGAAUCAAGAUUCAGAUUCAAAGCACACAAAGGUUCAAAAACAAAUCAAAGGGAAAAUGAAGCAGAGGAAAGCUGAAAAGAAACUAAAGGAAAAUACAAUAGAAUCACAUUUAACUGUUGGUGAUUUGAUCAACAUACAAAAAAAAACUAAAAGUCCUGGAAAUGUGUCACUGGAAGACUUUAAAUUAUCUAAAAGUUUUAUUGCUAUGGACAACCAGAAAAAAAUUAAAGACCCAAGAAGAACAAAAUCAAAUACUGUCAAAAGUAGAUCACAAAAAAAUAAGUCUAAUGUUUAUGAGAAUGCGCUGCUAAAAGAUAUAAUACCUAGAUUCCAAGAAAAAGUCCAGAUAAAAAAACUAGAUGUAAAUGAAGCCAUUCUGAAACCACAUUCCGAGGAAAGCAGAAUUUCAGUUGAUACUUCAUCAAGUAACUCUGAAUCUCAUUUCCCAGACAUCAAUAAAACACAAAAACCAAAAUCAAUAUCUACUAGCUCAUCAGUUUCUGGAGACCUUUACAUUGAAACCGCAGCUAAAAAAGUUGGCAGUGAUAUUGAUAUUAUUGCUGAGACUCAGUGUGAUAAUUUGUUCAGUAAUAUAAAAGAUGUAUCAUUAUUAAAUAUGAGUAAUAAAGAUAAACAUUCACAGCCAAAAUUAAUGAGCCCAAAACCUCAUGACAACUUAGCUACUAAAGAACAAUAUUCCCAUAAUGCAAAUGCUAACAAAAAAAUUGAAAAUGUCCUGAAAAGUAAAAGAAAUCCCAUUCAAAAAGCUUUUGCUACUAAUUCACCUUUGAAUGCUUCAGGUGACUUUCACAAACCAAUAGUAGAACUACCUUUGUCUUCAAAUGUUGAAAGUUCUUUUGUUUUCUGCAACACCAAAACAAAGAAAGCAGCCAAUUGUCUAAACAAUGCUGAUAAAAUGGGAGGCGACGGUUCAUCAGUUGAUGUUAAGAAAAGAAAAAAAAGUUCUACCUUUUUAAUGGAUAAGGGGAAGAGUAAAUUAAAUAUUGAAGGUGAGAUCAUCUCUGUCCAGUCACAAGAAAAGAAGAGCAACUCUCAGAGCCAACCAAGAAAAAGGUUCACUGGUAUUGAAAACAACUCAGAUUUAGAAAAAAAUCACAGAGAAACUGACUCACAAAGUACAAACGAAAUUAGUAAGCCUUCAAGAAACCUUCGUCCUCGAAACAAAGUUGUCUCCUACAAAGAAUGUGCAUCAUUAGAUAGUAGCCUCAGCACCAAGCUACAAGAAAAAACUGACAUACCAACUAAAUUAACAAACCAUAACACACCAGAUUCAGCAUGUUCCAGUUCUCUGAAAUCCACACCAUUAAAUGAAAAGUCAAUUGACUAUGAAAAAGAUACAAAUUGUUUUAAACAGUUGGGCUACCUAGCACCUAAGAAGCUAUUAAAAAGUAAAGAAACAAGACAAAAGAUUUGGACAACACAGCAUGUUGAGAAAACUGUAACAACUACAGCGUAUGCAAAGCUAGUGCAUAACAGUAGUACUUUAGAUCCAUAUGAUUUUGAUUUGGAAUGUAAAACUCUUUCUAGGACAACAACACCUACUGUACCGUUGAGGGGUUCUUAUGGGAAGCAUAACUUAGAAGCUCAGUCAAUUUCAAUAUCAUGUAUAAAACAGAAAAAAAAAGAACCAGCUUUUAAAAGUGUAGUUAAAUCACAGUACACAGAAUGUAUUGGAAAAGAGAAGAGUAAAAAGAAUUUUGACAAAAAGGAAAGUUACCAUAAGAAGGAAAACAUCUUUAAUUUGAAGCAGAGCAGCAAAAAUAGCAUGGUCAUUGGCAAAUCAAAAGAACAGUUAAUUUCUGAUUGGAGUAACACAAAGCCUCUCAAUAACAUCAAUGAUUCAGAUAAUAGUAUCAGCAACAGUUCAUCAAAAUUUCAGCUAUUUGCUAGUCAGAGAGACGCAUGCAAAGAAAGUUCAGGCUUGGUAUUCCCACAUUUAGAUGACUCAAUACCAUGUACACCAUAUGAUUUUAACACAAAUGAAGAUGUAGAGCAAAUGGAGGCCACUUCAGAUAGGAAAUCUGUUGGGAGUGAAAUCAGCUGGCUGUCUAAAGCUAGAACAGCAUCUAUUAAGACUUUAGAAGAGGACAAGAAAACUUAUGACAAAAACAAAACCUGCAAAAUAGAGCAUAAAAACAUUGUUAAAAGAACAGACAAGGAUGCAGAUGCCUUAUGUUUAUAUACUCCAAUUCAGCAGAAACAGAAAUCUGGUGAAAUAAAGAAACCUUGUUCCAAAUCACUUGUUUCUACUAUGGACCAAUCCAUCAAAACUAAUAUGAUCAAAACAGAUAAAAAUAGUCUUAGUAGUUCAUAUUCUACAACCAAACAAGUUGUUAAAGGAACAGAACCAAAAAGAAAUUCCUUAGAGAGCAAUGAAGCACAGAUCUCUUUGAGCAACAAAUCAAGCAUUAUAAAUUCACCUUCAUGUGGAAAUUAUAGUGACAGAACUGAUGGCUCUGACACUGAUGUUAAGACAAAGAAUAGUGUGAACAAAAAAAUGAUGAAAUCAUGGAGUGAAUUUUCAUCCAAAAUGGACCAUCAGCUUGAAGAAGCUAUGAAAAGUAUUGCAGGAAGUAUAGAUCACUAUGAAUAUUCUCCUAAUGUUGUCCCUGGAAUAUGCUCUGGUCCAGCCACAGCCAAAAGACCAACCCAGUCUGAACUUAAAAGAAAAUAUUCGAAUAUAUCAUCUACUUCAAGUGAGGAAGUUACUUCUCAAGACACCAGUGUUAACAUGACUGCACCUAACAAAAUACUUAAAAAAGAUAGCAUCCUUUCAAGUUCUUUGGUAAGACAAGAUAACAAGCAAAACAGAAAAGUGACACCAUUUACCCCUAAAACACCUAAUAUCAAAGACGACAGUUUGCAAUACUUGAAAAAAUUAUCCAAUCCUUGCAAAAAUGUGGGAAAGAAAAGUAAGUUCAAGGAUAGUGAAGGAGAGCCACCAAAGAAGAAGCGAAAGUCACAGCGCAAAUUAGAUUUAUCACCCCCUGCAGCUUGUUACAAACAUACUGGAAAAAAUAGUUUACAGAAAAAUAAAAGUAAUCUGGGCUUAUCAGGAGCUCCAAAGAGUUUUGAAUUUGAACUUAACAGUGACACAGCAUCACCAGUGCAAAGUCUUUCAGUGGUAUCCAAGAAAUUUAUAAACUCAUCUCUGGGAUUGGACUUGUCACCAUUAAAACCCAUCACUCUUUCUUCUAAUGGAUCAUCUCUGAUUACCAAGUCUGUGCUGGAUUCUCCAUUUGUAUCUGAUGUAGAUGAUAAUGAUACUUCAGCUUGUUUGACUGCUUUUAACAACAUUGCUAAAGAUGUAUUAAAAACAAACAUUGACCAAGUUUCAGAGAGUUCUUCUGAACUGUCAGGACAGUUAUUGGAAGAAAAUACUGAACUAGGAAACUUACGCCAAUAUAUUAUGAAACAAAAAUCAGUUGGUACUGGUUCAUCUUUUGAUGGGGGUUUGAAAGAUAUUAUGAAAUCUACUCAUCAUGUGAUCAAUACAUCAUGGGAAGAAAAUGAAAUCAAACGAAUAAAUGCUGUUAAAAAAUUUCAAGAUUCUGUCCAGAAAGUAAUAUUUCAUAUGAGUAAAGACCUGAAGGAGUUGACUGAAACUGAGCUAAAAACAACUGUUAUAUGGGCCCAACAGAUGGAAAAAUUUAAAAAGUUUAGAGAAUCACAUCAAAAAGAAUUCAAAAGACUGAAGUCAUCUCAUGAAAUAUUAAAUAAGGAGCUACAGCAAACUCAUACUGAAAGUCAAAACAUGCAGAAAACAAUUAAAAUAUCACUGAAACGAGAUGUGGAUGCCCUUCAGAAAAAGCUUCUGUCUAAGAUUAGUGACCAGUCAUUAGAAGCCAUGAGAAGGUGUUUGCAAGCUUCAAUUAUGUUCUCCUAGUUCCAAGCUGUCUCAGACUGCUUUGCCAACUAAUUAUAGUUUGCUAAACUAGUCAAGGGAAUAAAAUAGAUAUUCUUUUAACCUAUUUAGAAAUAAAAUAUAUUGAAAAAGAAUAGCUUUAGCUAAGAUUAUAAGAAACUAAAUAAGGCUGUUCUAUACAAUAAGUCUAGAAACUGCUUUAUAGUUUUUGGUUUCUUUUUUUUUUUAACAAAAAUAAAGCUAAAAUCCAAUCUCUGUAGAAAUAUGCUUAAAACGUGCUAACUAAAUGUAAAAAUUAGUAAAUUUUCUAAUUGUAAAUUAAUAUUUAUUAAUAAGCUUAAUGUAAUUAUUUUUUCAAGGAUCCUAAUAUUUUAUUUCUUUAAAGGAUGUUUGAAAAUAUUUACUGCUACGAUGCUACUUAUUUUUGACAAAAGCAAAGCAUACUGUCAGUAGGUGUUUCUGAUAAAUAUACAGUUUAACUAAAGUUAACUGAUAUUUGUAGCAAUAGUAGUCAGCAAUAAUUUGAUAACUUUAAUUUAUUAAUAUAUACAUAUUGUUCUUGUUAAUUUAUUUUCAUGUUGUGUCUAGUCUGCUCUGAUAAAAAGCAACAAAUAUUUUAACCCUAUUUGGUUACUAUUGUAUCACCCUUGCCUUUAACUAGUUGUUCACUUUUUGCAGAAAAAUAAAUUUUUAGAACAAAGCUUAUUGCAAUGCUUCAUUUAUUCUUAACAUUACUUUGUCUAAUAUUAAAAUUGUAUUAUGAUAUUAACAAAUUAAAAAACAGACAACCAUUUUACCACACACCACUAAAUGA
This is a messenger RNA of Physella acuta, 6966 nucleotides long. Its product is annotated as synaptonemal complex protein 2. Lineage: Eukaryota; Metazoa; Mollusca; Gastropoda; Physidae. The record is from RefSeq and is a predicted model, not a curated record.